This is a messenger RNA of Salvia splendens (bonfire salvia), 1388 nucleotides long. RefSeq lists its product as uncharacterized. The record is from RefSeq and is a predicted model, not a curated record. Bases 259 to 1101 code for a protein of 280 amino acids. Lineage: Eukaryota; Viridiplantae; Streptophyta; Magnoliopsida; Lamiales; Lamiaceae. The transcript has 2 exons.
GAAACAAUCAAUUUUCAAUUCAUAAUCAUAAUCUACUGUGCUAAUAAAUUUCAAAUUAUCCGAAAUCACAAUACCUAUCCAAUAAUUAUUCUUCUUCCUCCUUUUCCAGCAAUGAAUCUCCAAUUUUCUCCACUUCAAUCCAACAAAUUCUCUCUCUCGUAUAUACGCAACGCAUAAAUGCCAGCUUUAAACCAUAAAUAAAUUUCAAACUUCAAUCCAUUGAUUCUCAACCCUCAAAUUUCCUCCCAAUUCCGCGGUAUGACGCUCCUCAUUCACUCGCCGGGAAUUUCAUUGUUCACCGGAAGUGGACAGCCUGGCAGAAUCACUCCGGCUAUCAGAAGAAGAAACCUCAAUUUUUCGGUCUGUUCUGGCGUUAAGGAUUUAGAGAAGAAAGAGGCUUCGGAAUUAAGGAGGGGCGGCAAUGGAUACGAGGAUUGUUUGCUGUGGCUGUACGGGCAGGUGAAGCAGGACGAGACGGUGUCGUUCUCGGUGAGCGAGACCAAGGAUGAGGAAGGGAGGAAGCAGGACUAUUAUGUGAAUGCGGGUUACGCGAUUCGAACUAUCCGAGAAGAGUUUCCGGAGCUUUUCUACCGAGAGCUAAGCUUUGAUAUAUACAGGGAUGACAUUGUCUUCAAGGAUCCCCUCAACACCUUUUCUGGCAUUGAGAAUUACAAGUCGAUCUUCUGGGCUCUAAGACUUAACGGAAGGAUUUUCUUCAAGGCCCUGUGGGUCGACAUUGUAAGCGUAUGGCAGCCUGUGGAGAACCUGAUAAUGGUCCGUUGGACUGUCCAUGGCAUCCCACGAGUACCGUGGGAGAGCCAUAGCAGAUUUGAUGGUACCUCAGAGUACAAGCUUGAUAAGGACGGGAAGAUUUAUAAGCACAAAGUUCACAACAUUGCCUUGAAUGGACCUCAGAAGUUUCAAGUAAUUGGUGUGGAGCAGUUGAUUCAAUCAAUAGGUUGCCCCUCCACCCCAAAGCCUACUUAUUUUAAACUCCUAUCUCCUUCAGAGACAAAUAUUGUGCCCCAUGUGAAAUUGUCUGCUGUUAAAUGCUACUUAGCUUCUCUUCUAACCAGACUUAAAUCUGAGGUCAAGUCAUGAUGUACACUACACAGUACCCUCUGGUCCGAGCAUUGCAACCGGGGGGUGCUUGUUUGAUGUGUGCUCUUCAAGAUUUUCUCCUCGUCAAUAUUGAAUUUUGUGGAACUGCACAUUGUUAAUAGGGACUCGAGUUAGUGCAGUGUAAUUGUAUUAUCUGUAUAGCUUCACCCUCAAGUAUAUAAUGACUACCUACCAGUGUGUUUUGCCAAAGUUUGUACAUAGUUUCCGAGCUUGGAUAAUUGUAUCUCAGGGUACUAUCAUUUUCCUCAGCUGAAUUCUGGAUAUAA